Paramecium sonneborni is the source of this 231-nucleotide messenger RNA. The record is from the annotation of a GenBank genome assembly. NCBI's taxonomy places the organism in Eukaryota, Ciliophora, Oligohymenophorea, Peniculida, Parameciidae.
AUGGGAGUGGAUUUGUGUUCUUAGAUACCAACUGAAUGUUUCGCAAUUAUAAUUAUAUAAUCAGGAGCAAUAAUUGUGUUGAUGAUCUUAAUAUUAUUGAUGUAUAGAUAUUAAAUUGUCCAUAAAUUACAUCCAACUAUGAUAGUUGAUGUUGAACCAAUAAAAUUAGAAAAAUUAUAGAACAUAGCUAAUUGUGAUAUAUCAUAUGAUUCAACAAUGCAUUAACAAUGA